AGUCUUUCUCCCAAACCUCUUUUCUCACCUAAAAUAUUGUCUCUUUUUCAUGGUAUCUCAUCUUCUCUGCUUCAUCAGCCAACUUCUACUCCCCAACAUCUUUCAAGAACACAGCUCCAUUAUACAAUUACAUGAAGAAGAACGCCCAUCACCAGCUCUACUGCCUGUGCCUUACACAAGCAUUAUUGCGCCAAACAUGAUAAAGGAGACACUUCCAGUGAUCGAAUUCAGAAAAUAUUCAAGAUUACAACAAGGAGCUGUUGGAGAUCAUGAUUGUGCAAUAUGUUUGGGUUCAAUUAACGGGAGUGAAGAAAUCAGGGAGCUUAUGAACUGUAACCAUGUCUACCAUAAGGAGUGCCUGGAUAGGUGGAUGGAUGAGGGAAACAACGUAACUUGUCCCUUGUGUAGGCUUAAGCUACUGCCUGAUGAUGAAACUUAUGAUCAUGAUGGAAAGGAUAAGAAAGAUCCAUGGAGGAUGGAAAGAAUUGCUUAUCUAUUCGGUGAGGAUUGUUUGUUCCAGUCCUUUUGAUCAUCAUCUAAUUGACUUUUGACCUUCAAUUAAGACUUUUCUUUUCUUUUCCUGUAAAUUUCCACUUGUUUCUCCUUUAAUUUAAUGUUUCAGUACUCAUUAAGCACACUUUGUUUAAUGUUAGAAUGUAUUUAUACAUAAAUUUUUUUAUAUUUA
Rubroshorea leprosula is the source of this 685-nucleotide messenger RNA. The record is from the annotation of a GenBank genome assembly. NCBI's taxonomy places the organism in Eukaryota, Viridiplantae, Streptophyta, Magnoliopsida, Malvales, Dipterocarpaceae.